This is a messenger RNA of Populus trichocarpa (black cottonwood), 1888 nucleotides long. RefSeq names its product uridine/cytidine kinase UKL1, chloroplastic. The transcript is spliced from 14 exons. NCBI's taxonomy places the organism in Eukaryota, Viridiplantae, Streptophyta, Magnoliopsida, Malpighiales, Salicaceae. Gene Ontology annotation, molecular function: kinase activity; ATP binding. Gene Ontology annotation, cellular component: chloroplast; cytoplasm. The coding region runs from base 197 to 1630 and encodes 477 amino acids. The record is from RefSeq and is a predicted model, not a curated record.
AAUAGCAUAUUCCUCUUCUCGCAACACAAACCUCUCUCUCUCUCUCUCUCUCUCUAAAAAAAGAAAAAGAAGUUACAGGCCCAAGAACACCAAACAGCAAGGUUUCAAUCACCCACAUUUGUUAUUUCUUCCUGUCCCUGUUCCAACAGAAACUCCAGUGUAGUGGUUACAGUAGAAAAAUAACCACUAUAUAACGAUGCCGGAAGAGACCAAUUCUAUUGACUACGUAAUGGAGAAGGCCUCAGGUCCUCACUUCUCCGGCCUCCGUCUCGAUGGCCUGCUUUCUUCUCCUCCGUCUUCCUCCACUGCGUCUCCCUCUCACCGCUCCGCCUCCGCUUCCGAAUCCAAUGCUCCCAAACAGCCUUUUGUCAUUGGUGUUUCUGGUGGUACGGCUUCCGGUAAGACUACAGUGUGCGAUAUGAUCAUUCAACAGCUUCAUGAUCACCGUGUUGUUCUUGUUAAUCAGGAUUCAUUUUACCGUGGCUUGACGGCUGAAGAAUCGAAGCGAGUGCAUGAGUAUAAUUUUGAUCAUCCUGAUGCUUUUGAUACGGAGCAGCUUUUAGACUGUGUUCAAAAGAUGAGAAGUGGGCAUUCUUAUCAAGUUCCAAUCUAUGAUUUUAAGAGCCAUCGCCGAUGUUCGGAUAGCUUCAGGCAGGUAAACGCUUCUGAUGUGAUUAUCCUUGAGGGGAUUCUGGUUUUCCAUGACCAGCGUGUUCGCAACCUGAUGAACAUGAAAAUCUUUGUUGACACAGAUGCUGAUGUGAGGCUUGCUCGUAGAAUAAGGCGUGACACAGUUGAGAGGGGUAGGGACAUAAACUCUGUUCUUGAACAGUAUGCUAAAUUUGUGAAGCCUGCUUUUGAUGAUUUUGUGUUGCCUUCAAAGAAAUAUGCUGAUGUGAUCAUCCCACGGGGAGGUGACAAUCAUGUUGCCAUUGAUUUAAUUGUGCAACAUAUCCACACUAAGCUAGGUCAACAUGAUCUGUGCAAAAUAUAUCCAAAUGUGCAUGUCAUUCAGUCAACUUUUCAGAUAAGAGGUAUGCAUACACUGAUUCGAGACAAGGAGAUAUCAAAGCAUGAUUUUGUAUUUUAUUCAGACCGACUUAUCCGUCUGGUUCUGGAACAUGGUCUGGGCCAUUUGCCAUUCACUGAGAAGCAAGUAGUGACACCAACAGGAUCGGUUUACACUGGUGUUGACUUUUGCAAGAAAUUAUGUGGGGUUUCUAUUGUUCGAAGUGGAGAAAGCAUGGAAAAUGCGUUGCGAGCAUGCUGCAAAGGAAUAAAAAUUGGAAAAUUACUCAUCCACCGUGAUGGAGACAAUGGAAAACAGCUUAUAUAUGAGAAGCUCCCCAAGGAUAUUUCAGAACGGCAUGUCCUGCUUCUAGACCCUGUUCUUGCUACAGGUAACUCUGCAAACCAAGCGAUAGAACUUCUCAUACAGAAAGGAGUUCCAGAAUCCCACAUCAUAUUCCUAAACCUAAUAUCUGCUCCUGAGGGCAUCCAUUGCGUUUGCAAAAGGUUCCCAUCCUUGAAAAUCGUCACUUCAGAGAUUGAUGUUGCCUUAAACGAGGAAUUUCGGGUCAUACCAGGCAUGGGUGAGUUUGGUGACCGGUACUUUGGCACUGAUGAUUAAACAGAGUAGCUGACAAGCAGGAGGGAUACGAGGAACUAGUGGGUGGUCCUGUCAAGUGAGUGAGACUAAUAUCUCAAGAUUUUAUUAAGAGACUGGCUAGUCUUUAAUUUGUCACUUUUUGAGUUAUAUCAUUCAUGUUAAUACGAGUAUUAGUCACGUGAUCGGCAUUGUUGAUAAGAUCACCUUUCCUAAAUUAUUAUUAUUAUUAUUAAGUAUCUAUAAAGCUAAAAGGUGCGGGUAACACACUAUUUCCCCAAA